This is a messenger RNA of Purpureocillium lilacinum, 294 nucleotides long. RefSeq lists its product as uncharacterized. NCBI's taxonomy places the organism in Eukaryota, Fungi, Ascomycota, Sordariomycetes, Hypocreales, Ophiocordycipitaceae. The record is from RefSeq and is a predicted model, not a curated record.
AUGGCCCCAGGAACGGAACAGCAGCAGCAGCAGCAGCCGCCGCCGCCGCCAGAGCAGCACCAGACUGCCGCCGCAGAUGCACCCCUAGUCAUGAACGAGUCACCCGUUUCUGGCUCCUCCAAGCAAGACCGCCGAAUGAGCGACGAAUGGGAUGCGUCCAAGGUCCCCCCCAGCCGCUUCCAGAAGCGCAAGGGGUCCAUAUAUGCCACUCCCAACUCUCGCGACGGCCACAUAGACAGAAACUAUGCGGAGAAAUACCACGCAAAGAUUGCUGAGAUGAAAGGCGGCAAGUGA